Aspergillus nidulans FGSC A4 is the source of this 798-nucleotide messenger RNA. RefSeq lists its product as uncharacterized. NCBI's taxonomy places the organism in Eukaryota, Fungi, Ascomycota, Eurotiomycetes, Eurotiales, Aspergillaceae. The transcript has a single exon. The record is from RefSeq and is a predicted model, not a curated record. The coding region runs from base 1 to 798 and encodes 265 amino acids.
AUGGAGCCAAAGCGCCGAAAACUCUACCACGAGUCCGAUACUCUCUCCUUAUACAGCAACGAGUCUGAGACCGUUUGCCUCUCGGAUACUGAGUCGGAAACAAUCUCUGAGACCAGCUGCCGCACAGUAGCCCAUUUCGCUCCCAGAACUCCGUCAGGAUUCCUCUCUCUCCCGGCAGAGAUCCGUUUCCUCAUCUACCAGUACGCCUUUUCAUCGUCGUCAGAAUGGUCUGAGCUUGUUCAAGUCACAGUCGAACGAGGCCCUUCAGCUCCCCGCCGCGCAGCCUAUAAACCGUCCCCGCACCAAAAGCUGAAUUUGAAGUACACCCGGAGCCCUGCCCUACACCUUCCCGUCGCCCUGCUGGUAACAAACCAUCAGAUAUACCACGAAGCGGUCCCAGUCCUUUUCUCCGGUGUUGUAUUCGGCUUUGCAUCUAAUCCGACUUCUCUGACCUUCCUCCUUGAUCGCUUUUCCAACACUGCCCGCAAUAGUAUACAGUACUUGCGGCUCUACCCCGCACCGCUAUAUGUGCAAAAUGGCCCUCUGGGCGAUCAGCUGUCAUGGGCUGUGUUGUGCGCCCAGGUCGCUCGUCUACCGUCGUUGAGACGGGUCAACGUUGUGUACAAUCGUAUCGAGGAUCUACGGUUAAAUCCGGUCAGGUCUCAGCACGCGCGGUAUGGGAAAUGGCUGGCCAUGAUACGGGCUGAAAAGGAGCCGGAAUUUGAGAGGCAGACCACUGAUGCUGAGAUGGCUGGGUGUCGAAAUCGGUUCUGCGAGAUCAUCGCUCCCACUUGUUAG